Branchiostoma floridae (Florida lancelet) is the source of this 2526-nucleotide messenger RNA. RefSeq names its product sushi, von Willebrand factor type A, EGF and pentraxin domain-containing protein 1-like. The record is from RefSeq and is a predicted model, not a curated record. Lineage: Eukaryota; Metazoa; Chordata; Leptocardii; Amphioxiformes; Branchiostomatidae.
CCCGCUCUACAAAGUCAACAGCCAUGAGGACCUUGACAGUGACCGUGACGUUGGCCCUGCUGGUAGUUCUGCUGGUACCGGACACCCAGGGUUGGUUCUGGAGCCGCCGGCGCCGGAGCUGUUCCCGGGUGGACUGUGCGUGGGGCGUGUGUCCUGUGGGGAGUUGGCUGGGCCCGAGAACGGUGCUAAAUUCGGGGACAGUUACCUGUAUGAAGACGUCGUGACCUUCAGCUGUAACCCCGGGUAUGGCCUACAGGGCAGCGCCGACCGCACCUGCCAGGCAGACCGCACCUGGAGCGGCGAGGAAGCCUCAUGCACACGCCUGCCGUGCCCUGUGCUGGACUCGCCAGACAACGGAGCUGUCGCAGGAGAUCACCUCUUCGGUGACGUAGCCACCUACUCGUGCGACACUGGGUACGAGUUGGAGGGCGUGGCCACCCGAACCUGUCAGGCCGACCAGACGUGGAGUGACGCACCUUCCGUCUGUAACAAGAUCUGUUGUGGUGAGCCAUCUGUAGCCAACGGUAACGUAGAGGGGACCUACUGCUACCAGGAGACCGUAACUGUGUCGUGUGACGAAGGUUACCGGCUGGUGGGGGCCGAGUCUUUGGAGUGCACGGCUACUGGAGCCUGGAACAACGAAGUGCCCAUCUGCGAGAGGAUCUGUUGUGACAACACCAUCGGCAUUGCCAAUGGCCAGAUCAACGCUGAAGAGGGUUACUGCUCUGGGAACGUCAUCCAGUUCUCCUGCAACACCGGGUACGAGCUUGUCGGCAGCUCCACGGCUACCUGCCAGUUGGACGAGACUUGGGACCAAGAGAUUCCGAUUUGCCAACGUGUGUACUGUGGAGACCCUGGCCAGCUGCGCCACGCCACCAGGCAGCUGGAGGGAAUGUACUACGGUGACGCCGCUACCUUCACGUGCAACACCGGCUUCAACCUCCAGGGCAAUGGCAACCUGACGUGUGGCGCCUCUGCCGAGUGGGAGGGCGGGGAGCCAACAUGCGAGCCUAAUGGUGACUGUUCGUGUGACUCCAUCGCCUCCCCUGGAGGUGGUACAGCCACCUGCAUGGGCGGGACCGUUAACGGAGAGCCCAGCCAGUUCGCCAGAAUGACCUGCCCAUCUCCCAAGGCCUACCCAGUGUCGGAAAACCAGUUCGAGUGUGGGGCGGCCACUGGCUACCUUUGGAUGAUGCGUCACUUCUUCACACUCACACUAUCCGAUGUGUUGGACUGCCAAGAUCAGUCGGCUGUGGCUGCUGCGGUGGAUGUGAGCGGACUGAUGAUCAGAGCUACUGCCCCAGUGGACGGUACUGCUAUAGUCAGCGCCCUGAAGGAGGGACUCGCAGCACAGGACGGCUUCUGUCAGAGCCCCUGCACUGUUGGCACGGUCACCCUGUCAGCAGAGGAGGCAGCCGAGGGCUCCCCCGUGGAAGUCUCCGCCACUGUUCAGGUGUACAUCCUCGGAGACGCUGAUGCUCUCUGGGUCACCAUUCCUGAUGACAUCAACGUAGCUUUGAGUACCAACGCUGACGCCUUGAAGCAGCUGGCCCAGGCCAGCGGAGUCUCCUUCAGCGCCGGCGGGCAGGACUUGAUCCUGGAGGAUGGCGGCGUCAGCACCUCUGACAGCUACAUCACGUGUCCGGAGGGCCACGAACUGAACGGUUUUAACUGCUACGCGUGUCCUGCUGGCACCUAUUACGACUCAUCCGAUAGCGAGUGUAAGGCCUGUCCAUUCGGCUACUACUCGGACCAGGCCGGACAGACCAGCUGUACCAUGUGUCCCGAUGGGAAGAGCACGUACGGAGAGGGCGCCAAGGAGUGCCAAGUGUACGUGGACUGCUACUGUAUGGACGGCCAGCACCCGUGCACCUUUGAUGCCCAAGAAGGCUGGGUGUGUCACUGCCCGGCCGGAUACCAGAGAGAGGAGGACGAAUGCGUUGUUGAGUGUCCGACUGGAUCCAGCCGCUAUGGAGCAUCGUGCUUCCAGAUGAACUCCAUGAGAGUGCCGUACAGCUCCGCUUCGCAAAUCUGUCGCUUCAACGGAGGCGAGCUCCCCCGUGUGAAGGACCAAGGUACCGCGGACUUCAUCAAGGAGCUGGCGGCGGGGAGCGAGGUGUGGGUCGGGCUGGAUGACCGAACUGACGAGGGGCAGUACAUCUGGUUAGCCGACGGCACCGCCAUCGCCGAGGGUGACUACACAGCAUGGGCAAGCGGCCAGCCCAGUGAUACCUUGAGCUGGAACGACUGUGUGCGGAUGGACGCUGAAGGACAGUGGACCACCAUCAACUGUAACGACUUCACCGCCUACGUCUGCGAGUUCAACUAGACGUUGAUGUUAAUGUUCAAGUUGAUUUUGCUGUCGUUGUUUCUGAUGCUUUGCGUCCAUUAGUUGUGUGUAUUACUAGUGGCUAAUAGCGAGAUUCAUCUAAUUUUGAGGUUGAGGUUUACCUACAUGUAAAUGAGGUAUCUUAUAUCUACUUUAGAAUGAAUUACAAACUUCACGUUUUUGAUUGAUUCACAUUA